GGCCACCAUGGCGGCCACGUUCUUCGGGGAGGUGGUGUGGUCGCGCUGCCGGGCGGGCACGGAGGACGAGGAGGAGGCGGCGGAGGAGGAAGGCGCGAGGGCGACGUUCGAGGACGGGGAGGUCCGGCGGCAGCGGGCUCGGAAGAGGGAGGUAAGGCUUCUCAGAACACAGACAAAAACAUCUUGGGAUGUCCCGCUGCUGGAGAAAUAUCCCUGCUCCAAGUUCAUCCUUGCCAUAGGAAAUAAUGCGGUGGCCUUCCUGUCUUCAUUCGUCAUGAACUCAGGCGACUGGGAGGAAGUGGGCUGCGCUGAGCUCUGGAACGAGUGGUGUCGGGCCACAGACACCAUGCAUAUGUCCCCCGCCAAGGCCUUUUGCAUCUUCUACUACCUCCAGUCAAAUCCCUCGGUUAUGCUCUGUCAAUGCAGCUGCUACGUGGCUGAGGACCAGCAGUUCCAGUGGCUGGAGAAGGUGUUCGGCUCCUGUCCCCGGAAGAAUAUGCAGGUGACUGUCCUCACGUCCCGCCACGUCACCGACUACAAGACCUCUGCAGCAGUGGGCAGCUUUGCUUCGCCCUUCCUGAGGGCCCUGAAGACUCGUGACUUCCACGACUCACUGUGCUGUGCCCUGCUCGAGCCGCCCAACUUUGCACAUGACCUCCCCGCUGCAGUCCUGAGCCACUGCCAGGUGUGGCGCAUCCCGGCUGUGCUGUACCUGUGCUACACUGACGUCAUGCGGCUCGAUCCUGUCACCGUGGGAGCCUUCCAGCCGCUGCUCCGGAGCAGCAGCCUGCGAACCCUGGUGAAGAAUGUUUCCCAGAGCAGAGAGAUCCUGAAGAAGCUGACAACUACGAUGACGACAGAGGUUCAGAGUAACAUCUACACGUGACUUUCCAAGGGACGUAGUGUCCGCUUGUGAAACAUAGAAUAAAUUUAUGCUGUAUUUUUU
Messenger RNA from Suncus etruscus (white-toothed pygmy shrew), 946 nucleotides. RefSeq names its product proteasome assembly chaperone 1 (gene PSMG1). The coding region runs from base 8 to 886 and encodes 292 amino acids. Gene Ontology annotation, molecular function: proteasome binding. The record is from RefSeq and is a predicted model, not a curated record. Gene Ontology annotation, cellular component: endoplasmic reticulum. The transcript is spliced from 7 exons. Gene Ontology annotation, biological process: proteasome core complex assembly. NCBI's taxonomy places the organism in Eukaryota, Metazoa, Chordata, Mammalia, Eulipotyphla, Soricidae.